GGACUGGCCCGAGGAGGAGCGGGAGGAGGAGCGCGCACGGGAGGAGGAGGAGCGAGUGCCCCGCCGGCCGAGGUACAUUGAGCUGGACGUGUGUCCGCGAUGCUGCCCCACCCAGUGAUGUCCUUCCGGCGCCUGCUCUGUGCCAUGGCCUCCCACCGGCCCGCCCCCUUGAGAUGCGGAGGAAGCAGCCCCCUGCACACGGCCCCAGCCACCUGUUCUGACAGGAGCGCCCCUGUGUUCACCCACGCCCUGGCCUUUGCGGACAGGAUUGCUCUCGUUGACCAGCAUGGCCACCACACGUACAAGGAUCUUUACUACCACAGCCUCCGCCUGUCCCAGGAGGUGUGCCGUCUCCUCGAGUGCGCUGGCGGGGACCUCCGGGAGGAGAGGGUCUCCUUCAUGUGCUCCAACGACGUCUCCUACGUGGUCGCACAGUGGGCCUCGUGGAUGAGCGGAGGCAUUGCUGUCCCCCUGUACAGGAAGCACCCCCAGGCCGAGCUGGAGUAUUUUAUCCGGGACUCCCGGAGCUCUGUGGUCCUUGCUGGCCAGGAGUACGUGGAGCUCCUGCGCCCACUGGUCAGGAAGCUGGGGGUCCCGCUGCUGCCUCUCCCGCCCACGGUCUAUGGUGCGGCGGCUGAGGAGCCUGGGCAGUGGGAGGUGUGGGAGCGGAGCUGGAGAGACCGAGGCGCCAUGAUCAUCUACACCAGCGGGACCACAGGGAGGCCCAAGGGUGUCCUGAGCACUCACCACAACAUCAGGGCCAUGGUGAUGGGGCUGGUCCACAAGUGGGCAUGGAGUAAAGAUGAUGUGAUCCUCCACGUCCUCCCGCUUCACCAUGUGCACGGCGUCGUCAACAAGCUGCUCUGUCCCCUCUGGGUGGGGGCCACCUGUGUGAUGCUCCCUGAGUUCAGCGCACAGCUGGUUUGGGAAAAGCUCUUAGGUUGUGAAACUCCACGGGUUAAUGUAUUUAUGGCAGUGCCUACAAUCUACGCCAAGCUGAUGGAUUAUUAUGACAGACAUUUCACCCAGCCUCAUGUCCAGGAUUUUGUCCGUGCAGUUUGUGAAGAGAAAAUUAGGUUGAUGGUUUCGGGAUCGGCUGCCCUGCCCCUGCCUGUGCUGGAGAAGUGGCAGGACAUCACGGGCCACACUCUGCUGGAGCGGUACGGGAUGACGGAGAUCGGCAUGGCCCUGUCCAACCCCCUGACCGCCACUCGCGUGCCAGGUUCUGUGGGGACCCCGCUGCCAGGCGUCGAGGUACGCAUUGUCUCAGAAAAUCCGAAGAAGGAGGGCUGCCCCUAUGUGCUCCACGCGGAAGGAAACGAAAAGGAGACGCAGGUGACCCCAGGGUUCAAGGAGAAGGAAGGGGAGCUCUUGGUCAGGGGGCCAUCUGUGUUCCGAGAAUACUGGGACAAACCAGAAGAAACGAAGCAUGCCUUCACCUGGGAUGGCUGGUUCAAGACAGGCGAUACGGCUGUGUUUAAGGACGGCAGCUACUGGAUCCGGGGCCGCACGUCUGUGGACAUCAUCAAGAGUGGUGGCUACAAGGUCAGCGCCCUGGAGGUAGAGCGGAUGCUGCUGGCACACCCCAGCAUCACGGAUGUGGCUGUGAUUGGAGUUCCAGACAUGACGUGGGGCCAGCGGCUCACUGCAGUGGUGACCCUUCAAGAGGGACACUCGCUGUCCCACAGGGAGCUCAAAGAGUGGGCAAGGGGCGUCCUGGCCCCGUAUGCUGUGCCCUCGGAGUUCCUGCUGGUGGAGGAGAUCCCGCGGAACCAGAUGGGGAAGAUCAACAAGAGGGACCUCGUCAAGCAGUUCUACCCGGGCGACCAGGGUGCCCCAAGGCCAGGCACCAGCCCCACGGGGCCCAUCCACAUCUGCCCGCAGCAUGCGCCCCUGCUCUUGGUGGUGUUGGCUCAGGCUCGCAGGCACCGCAUGUGUCUCCGGCCUGCACCCCCCGUCCCGGCCUCCCACGCCUUCCUGCCCAGCUCAGAGGGCACCUGCCCACACCGGGUCCUCAGCACCGAGACUGAAUGA
Odobenus rosmarus divergens (Pacific walrus) is the source of this 2034-nucleotide messenger RNA. It is a transcript of the gene ACSF3, whose product is annotated as acyl-CoA synthetase family member 3. The transcript is spliced from 12 exons. The record is from RefSeq and is a predicted model, not a curated record. Gene Ontology annotation, molecular function: medium-chain fatty acid-CoA ligase activity. NCBI's taxonomy places the organism in Eukaryota, Metazoa, Chordata, Mammalia, Carnivora, Odobenidae. Gene Ontology annotation, biological process: fatty acid metabolic process. Bases 100 to 2034 code for a protein of 644 amino acids.